Trichechus manatus latirostris (Florida manatee) is the source of this 2160-nucleotide messenger RNA. It is a transcript of the gene AGMAT, whose product is annotated as agmatinase. The record is from RefSeq and is a predicted model, not a curated record. Lineage: Eukaryota; Metazoa; Chordata; Mammalia; Sirenia; Trichechidae. The transcript is spliced from 7 exons. Gene Ontology annotation, molecular function: metal ion binding; agmatinase activity. The coding region runs from base 1 to 1089 and encodes 362 amino acids.
AUGCAGCUGCUGCUGGCGCUGGGCUGCAGCCGGGGCCUGGGGCGCACCCUGAGCGCAUGGGGGCUGCGCUCUGGCCGCUCCGGGCCCGGCGCGCUGCCUGCAGCGAGACUCUGCGACCCCAGGCGCACCGGGAGCCGCCAGGCCUCCGACGUCCCCCGCAACCAGCCCCCAAGCUCAGAAUUCGUGGCCCGCUCCGUGGGCUCUAUGAUGCGGCUGCCGGUGCAGUCCUCCCCCGAGGGACUGGACGCCGCUUUCGUCGGGGUGCCCCUGGACAUUGGGACCUCCAACCGGCCUGGGGCGAGAUUUGGCCCCCGUAGGAUACGGGAGGAAUCGGUGAUGCUGCGGUCAGCCAAUCCGAGCACGGGGGCCCUCCCCUUCCAGUUCCUCAUGGUCGCGGAUCUGGGCGAUGUGAAUGUCAAUCUUUACAACCUUCAGGACAGCUGCCAGCUCAUUCGAGAGGCCUAUCAGAAAAUCGCAGCAGCUGGCUGUGUUCCUCUGACCUUGGGUGGAGAUCACACAAUCACAUAUCCCAUAUUGCAAGCAAUGGCUGAAAAGCAUGGCCCUGUGGGAUUGCUGCACGUGGAUGCGCACACGGACACAGCCGACAAGGUCCUGGGAGAGAAACUGUAUCACGGGUUGCCCUUCCGCCGAUGCGUGGACGAGGGGCUCCUGGACUGUAAGCGGGUGGUGCAGAUCGGCAUCCGGGGCUCUUCCAUGACCUUGGAUCCCUACAGAUACAACUGGAACCAGGGCUUCCGGGUCGUCCUUGCCGAAGACUGCUGGAUGAAGUCGCUGGUUCCUCUGAUGGGGGAGGUGAGGCAGCAGAUGGGAGGCAAACCCAUUUAUAUCAGCUUUGAUAUUGAUGCCUUGGAUCCUGCCUAUGCCCCAGGGACAGGGACGCCUGAAAUCGCUGGUCUCACCCCUAGUCAGGCUCUGGAGAUCAUCCGGGGCUGUCAAGGCCUGAAUGUGGUGGGUUGUGACCUUGUGGAAGUUUCACCAUUGUAUGAUCCUUCUGGAAACACGGCGCUGCUGGCGGCUAACCUGCUGUUUGAAAUGCUGUGUGUUCUCCCCAAAGUGAAAGUUGUCUGAGCUUGUGCUCGUCAAGAUAAAAUAACUGAUGGCAUCAGUGGCAAAUUCUCAAGAAGAAUUUAUGAGCAAGCAGUCUGGGUACUGAAGGGUUUAUGCCAAUAAAGCUUCCUGCUCAAAGUGUCAUUGGUGUCUGUAAGAUCAGGGCACUCAGUAGAACUCCCAUCCAAAUAGUUAAAAUUUCAAAGGAGUUUGAAUUAACUUAAAAAAGAAAAAAAAAAGGAAGCACUCAUCAAUUGUACUGCUUUGAUUUUUACCUUUGAUGAAAGUUGGGGGAGAAAUGGAAAAUUUAGAUCAGUGUUAUCUAAAAAAUGGAGAAAUGACAUAAAGUUGAUGCAACAGUACUAGAGAAACCUUCCAUAUUUCUACAGUAUCUUCCUACUGCUUUGAGGACCAUUCAAUAAAAAACUUGAAAGUAACACGCAGGUCCUAAUAAGGCAGCUUCUUGCUUAAAACCAGGAGGACGCAGGCAAUGUCUCCUAAGCCAAACAACAUUAGCUGGCCCCCAAAGAGCCCUUAACGAAGCUUCCUCUAUCCCACUCUCUGCAAGCCUCAGUUCUGCAUGAUCUCCUCUUCAAGCCAAUGCACCGUCUAGGACAGCAAUUCUUGACAUCUCCGGUUAAGAUGUGCUGACCUUCAGCAUGUUGUGAGUUACAUGCAAAGUCAACUUUGUUGACAUGGUGUCUGUGAUUACAUAAGUUAUCAUCUUGCAAUGCAAGAGCUAUUCCAUAAUCAUCACACAUUAAAAUAGUUUAUUUCUGUUUCCAGUCUGUAAUAUUCUUAAAACAAAAUAACAUCAGCUUCAGUGCCUGUUUACAAUAAAAAAAAAAAAUAAAACCAACAAACAUAAAAAAGACACAAUUUGCCAAAUAAGUUAUUUGUUCCUAAGAGUAUCAAAAGUGCAAAAUAUUCACCUUUUUUGAGAUCUGUCUCCCAAGUACAACCAUCCUCCUUGAUAAACUGAACAGAGAUUCAGCAGCUGCCACACUGCAUUUGUUUUCAAGGGACAAUGUCAGGUGUUUGGACUUGGGCAACAUUUCCAUCUGUAAAGAUGUUUUGCAGCAGCUUUUGAAC